Vigna umbellata (rice bean) is the source of this 1629-nucleotide messenger RNA. Its product is annotated as stress up-regulated Nod 19 protein. Lineage: Eukaryota; Viridiplantae; Streptophyta; Magnoliopsida; Fabales; Fabaceae. The record is from RefSeq and is a predicted model, not a curated record.
UACAAGUGUGCUCUAAUAAAUGGAUCCACACUGUGAUCCUGCUACCUUAAGCUAUUUAAACAAAGCCUUCGACAGUGGGGUUUUCUAAGCUCUCUCUUACGUAGGAUGAAAAUGGAAUUGGUUAUGCCGUUGACGAUACUUGUGGUGAUAUUGGGCACAACUUGUGGUGCUUUUGGGGAGUUGGAAAGUAACGUGAAAACAGCAGUUCUUCUUUCCCCCAAGUUUGAGCUUGGACCGGGAUCGGUUGCUAAUAAAUAUGAUUACGAUAUUGAUUUUCCCAGAGGUCAUAUAGCUCUUAAGAGUUUCAACGCGGAAGUAGUUGAUGAAUCAGGGAACCAAGUGCCUCUCCAUGAAACCUAUCUGCAUCACUGGGUUGUCGAAAGAUACUACGAACCAAAACAUGUGACAACACAAACAAGGUACGAUGGUCAUAGGUUGCUUCGCCCAUCUGGCCAUGUAUUGGUGAGGAACAGCGGAGUAUGCCAGAGAAAUACGCUGGGACAAUACUACGGUCUUGGAUCCGAAACACGUGGAACAGCUACGGAUGUUCCUGAUCCCUUUGGGAUAGUUGUGGGUGAUCCAGCAGAAAUUCCAGAUGGGUAUGAGGAGAAAUGGAUGCUGAAUAUCCAUGCCAUUGAUACACGCGGUGUGGUGGAUAAAUUGGGGUGUACUGAAUGCAGGUGUGACCUUUACAAUGUUACAGAGGAUGAAUAUGGGAAGCCUAUCAGGUCAGACUACAAAGGAGGUUUGUUUUGUUGCUACGAUCAAACCCAGUGCAUGUUGAGGGAAGGUUUUGAUGGCCCAAAGAGGACUCUCUAUCUCAGAUACACUGUCAAGUGGGUUGAUUGGGACAAGUUUAUAGUGCCUGUUAAGAUUUACAUAUUCGAUGUCACUGAUACUUUCAAAAUACCAGAUGAUUCUUCAGGAGCCAUUCCUCAGCAUAAUUGUUUGACCGAGUACAAUGUUGAAUCUUGCAGCCCUGGUGAAGAAAAGGACUGUGUUCAUGUUAAGAGAACAAGUUUCCCCAUGCAAAAGGGUGGUUAUCUCAUCUAUGGUGUUGCUCACCAGCAUUCAGGUGGUAUUGGAUCAAGUUUAUAUGGAAAGGAUGGAAGGGUAAUAUGUUCUUCAAUACCUACGUAUGGAAAUGGAAAAGAUGCAGGAAAUGAGGAAAACUACAUUGUAGGAAUGACUACAUGUUAUCCAAAACCAGGUUCUUUAAAAAUAAAGGAUGGUGAAACUGUGACUCUAGAGUCUAACUAUAGCAGCAGUCGUGGUCACACUGGAGUAAUGGGGCUUUUCUACCUGUUGGUGGCAGAACAACUUCCACACCAACACUUCAGACACUCUACUCGUUCUUCAUUCUUUACCAAUAUAAAUACUUUAUUUGCUUGAUACAUAAAUAGUGAAAGAUAGUUUUAGAUUAAGGAAUGUAGAAAUGGGAUUAUCAAUAAUUUGUGUUUAUGUGUCCUUUGUAUUAUUAAGUCAGUAUUCCUUAUGAUACUUCGACUUGUUUUAUUUUAUGUAUUUGUAUUCAAUAUAUCAAUACUCUUUGAUAUUUCUGUGAUAUGUAUUGUGAAGUACCCAAAUUACACUUUUGAGAUAAUAAUACUUUAUAAUUUGUUAUUUUCA